Molecule: messenger RNA, 6787 nt
Organism: Branchiostoma floridae (Florida lancelet)
Lineage: Eukaryota; Metazoa; Chordata; Leptocardii; Amphioxiformes; Branchiostomatidae
Exons: 5
Coding region: 1299-2417 (372 amino acids)
Source: RefSeq, a predicted model, not a curated record
UGUCCACUAAUCGCUAUCCAAUAGGUGCGAAGUGGCUAAAUAACCCUUUUAUUGCUUUCCGACUCGUCCGUGACGGUUCAAGCGGGAGCGACGAGCCUGUCACAUGUGACCGGAAGUGUCAGAGGUCACCGGGAAUUUUCAAAGUAACGUUCCAUUCUGACAGUGUUCAUUUUGAUGACUGCGUGUUUAAUCUGGUAACUGCUUGUAUUCACUCUGGUGGCUAUGCAAGCCAAUUUGAUGGACCGCGUUUGCCGUGUUGGCAAAGAUGUUUUCGAGUACGACACACUGCGACAGGGCCAGGCAGACGCUGUUUUGGGUAUUUUAAAUGGCCAAGACGUGUUUGUCGGGCUACCGACCAGAGCUGUUCCGUGGGUCGCGUACUGUUCCCUGGCCGGCUAAUUCCUCUGGCCGGCUUACUCCUCUAUUUGUUCAAUUUCUACGAUUUUCCAGCGAUCCGGAGUCUGGUAGAGACUAGCCUAUGUAGGAAUAAAAAGUAUAUAACAUCCGUAUAUACAUCCACAAGUUCCCCUUCGCUUUUAACUUCACGGAAUUGCCCAUAAUUUUCGCAUUUUGUUCAUAACUAAUGAAAAGUGAAUAACACUCUGAUUAAAUGACACAGAUAACGAAUUGUACACAUUUGUUGUGUCAUGUCCUAUACAGAAGCUUUCUGCUCUUUGAAUCCUUUCAAGAAAUUAUGGCAUAAGGUAGCAGGUAGAAAAGUUAACAUUGUCCUUUGUAAAACUGUUUAGCAAUAACAUAAAAUGAUGUAAAAAAAAGAACUACUGUCGAAUAUUUUACUUUUGAUUCGAGCUAGACUUGUUGAAGAUGCAAAAGGACACCCAGAUGGGUGGAGCCGUGUUCGAGAUUCUCGACAUGGUUUACCGCAUCUACCAUGACAGUACCAAGUGUAGGAGAGAGCUGACACAGAUACCAACUACCAGCACCGAUACUUUGAUGCCAAGGGACCAGAAGCAUGGACAGAGACUUUGGUCAAAUAGGACUGGUUUCAAUUCUCACAACGGUUGUGAUCUAAUGCCCCAUUGCCAAUUAGUCGCCCCACGCUUCCAGCCUCAGAACAAGUUAAUUCUCCGUCUACCUCUCUCAACACAGGUCUCGCCUGGACUCUGCUAGAACAAGAUACAUUUAACACUAACAACAGACCUUCGCCAGCUCCACGCAGGCCAACCAUGCUUUUCAGUUCCGGACGUAUUCUGCACCUAAUUCAAGGUUAUUUUGUAGCAUAAAAAAACCUUAUCUAUUGAAAUGCGUUUUAAAACAAACGUUGAAAUCCAGAUCAUAUGCCAAUCCUCACAGUUACGCAGCAUAGAAUUUCUCAACUGAUUGUGUGCUGUCAGUUAACAUUAAAAAAUUGCCAGGAUUGCUUGUGCUUCUCUGAAAUUAACAAGGAGCGGGCCAUUGAUGAGUCAUUGAAGAAACUCCCACUCGAAAUUAGGAUUGAACGCCCAGAAGACAUUGUGGAUGAGAAGUGUUCUAUCAUCUAUAAGAGGUGCCUCGAGCAGCUUGUCGGCUUCCUGGAGCUGCCUGAAGACAAGAGAAUGUGCCGUGAAUGUCCUGCCCCCGCCCCCCCCCCCCCGGUCCACCCCGUUGAAAACCCUGUUCCAUCUGUGCAGAUCGUGGCAAGUGGGAUGAUCGUCAAAUGGCACUGUAAAAAUAAUCAUCUGGUAUGGAGGUGGUUCACCCAGCCAAGACUGAAAUUCGGUGUGCAAGGAGGUGACUUAAUGCAGACCAGCAGCCUCCUGUUGUCGGGAAACAACUAUGGCAAGUACAGCCUGAUGUGCAAAUUCAUGGACUUGGGAUGUGUGAACGAGUCAACAUUUUACAAGAUUCAGAGGCAGUACUGUGUUGACGCAAUCGAUGAGUACUGGGCCAAACAACAGGAGAUCGUCAGGGAUCUGAGGAUCAAAGAAGAGGUCGUUCUCCUUGGUGAUGGCCGUACGGACUCCCCGGGACACUGUGCACAAUACUGCACGUACACAGCCCUAGACAACGCAUCUGGGUCCAUUGUGGCUAUUGAAGUUGUGGACAAGAGGGACACUGACAGAAAAUCCUCUGUGAUGAAGGAGGGCUUCAAAAGAGCCAUGGACGACCUCGACAAAUGUGUUCCCAUCACAGAGGUGUGCACGGAUGCACAUCCCCAAAUCUCUGCACUGAUGAGGACUGACAAAGGGGUGUAUGGUAAAAGAGGCAUCUUCCAUUCCCUGGAUGUCUGGCACGGGGCCAAAAACAUGACAAAGAAACUAGUGAAAGCUGGAGGGGAGAAGGGCGGCACAGACCUCCUGCCGUGGACUCGAGACAUCGUCAACCAUUUCUGGUGGUGUUGUAAGAGGGCCAAAAACUACGAAGAAUUCAUCUUAAGUACCAUGUUCUAUACAUCUGCAAAUGAGGGCCAAAAAUGAAAGGUAAUGCUAGUGGUAUGUAGUGUCAAAAUGCUUCCUUCAUGGUCCUCUUUGAAACAUAAAUCAACAAACACUGAUCUAAACUAAAGAACUCAAGGAAAAACAGUUAUUGAGGAAAAUGAAAUACUAAGGAACAAAGAACAUUCUAUUCUACCAUUAUCUUAACUACAGUAUAAGAUAUUUCUUUAAUGUGUCAAAUAAGUCAUCAUCCUGUUUGAAUAUGGUUGUGUCAGUCUUUUUAAAUGAAAAUACUAUUCAUUGGUGUAAUGACUAAUUAAACUCAUGUUAAGGAUUCAUGUAUUACCCCUAUAUAAAUCGCCACCAGGUGCUUUGGAAGGGAGUGCCGCAUCACGUGUGCAACGAGCAUCAAUGGGCUACAGGGUCAUGUAAUCAUGAGCCGAUUGACCCGGCAGAAGUGAGAACGAAGACAUGGCUUGUUAAGGGCACACCAGCUCACGAGAAGCUGAGCAGCAGCAUCCUCAACAAGCGAUGGCUGAAAACAACCUUAAAGUUCCUACGCUUCAGGUAAAAGUGUUUGUAUGUCUGAUAUGUUAGAUAUUGUUGAAAUGUUUUUUCAAUAAACUUACAUAAUACAGAUGAAUAUUUCGACACUAUUUCUAAAUCCCCCUGUCGACAUCUGCAGGUUGCCACGACUCUGCUUAAGAAAAUCAGCGAGCAGGCUGAGAGCACACCGGCGGCAGAAGAACCCGUCAGGCGCCUGUACGCCUCACCUAAAGGCAUGGACGCGGAGAUCGGGCCGUCCCAAAACUGCAACAACACACCGCGCGUCAAGCGGAGGAAGCUGUUCGGCAGCGAGGUGGGUCGUGCCCAAGGGAAGCGAACCCCAAAGUCCAACAAGGCGUCUGACCAUCCGGCGGGGAUCUUGAACUUUAACAAAGAUGUGGAUAGCACACAGCAGGCGGCAGGUCGGGCAGACAUCUCAGGUGGACCAACGUACACCAUCGCGCGCGCAGAUUCACGCUAGACCCCUAUCAAGAAGAGACUUGUUUUCUGUAAAGUGUGUGGCGCCACAUGUGACAAGAGCCACAAGUUUUGUCGUGAGUGUGGCAACGUGCUGGCCCACCGCCAUGAGCGGUACUAUAGACUCUAUGCGGCAAGUGAUGUUUGUUUCCGGCCUGUUUUCUAGAGUUCAUUCCAAGGCAGAACAAACGUUGUUAUUAGAUAUUGUCAAAUUUAAUUCUUGUUUUUAAGUACUUUACAUUUAUUACUGUUAUUGUUUUGUUUCCUCUUCUUCUCCAAAAAAAUCAGAGGAUGAUCACAGGGUCAAUAGCAAAUGGAAAACCGAAAAGUCUGCAUUGUUGGCUGAAAGUAUGGGUUGUUAACUGAAUGUGAACAGCUAAAGAAACAACUAAAGAGGAAGAAAGGUGGACGAGAAAGUCUCCGAUUGUGUCUGCACAAGUGCAGACAGAAGAAAUUAAAACUGGCAAAGAAAUUGAAGACAUUCAAUACCAUACAGAAAUGUAGCCAAAAACAAAUUUAAAAAACUUCAAACCCAGGUAGAUCUAGAAGACUUAGAAAUUAAGUGAACAUUCUGGGGGAGACUAUUAACCAAAUGAAAAGGCAAGAGGCAAAUCUUGUGGCAACCAUUCAUACUGCCUAACUACUGUCCGAAUCAGAUGCCGCAACUCUGCAUGGGGAUGGAACAUCCAGGGGUGCCAGGGAUGGCAAAAAAGUCACAGCAUGCCAAGCCAACACGUACGGGGAAAACAGACUCCAAGAAGGGAAGAGGGCCAACUCGAAAUUUGGUGUAGGUGUGGCAACUGUGAGAUAAUGCCUACUAAAUGGAAAUGAAGGAACUGUAUCACACAAGACACAGGAAAGCGUCCAGCUGUUAUUGAACGGAAUGCAGGACUUCCAUGCAAACUCGCUCUCACUAAACAAUGACUACAAACCAGAUCUCUCAUCCUUACAUUGACAACAGAAAGUAUCCACGCCACACAUCAUCGCAAGCACCCAACAGCGACUUCAGCAAUGCCAUGAAUGAGAGCUUAAAGCGCAUGGCGUUUUGGUCUGUGUACUACCAUACUCACCCCAAGUCUUACUACCCUGCCCCAAAGCAAGAUGCAUCUGUCCCAGUUUCCCAUGGUAAGGCCAUUUAAGCCGAAAAAGAUGGGAAAACGGGAUGAGACCACAAUAAGACACUGGACGGCAGAGUAUGGCAAAGUCGUCCGCCUAAGAACCAUACGGCAGGAGACAACAAAGUACAAAGCCGGUACGUUGCAGAUGAUGGUCGGAAAGCUUUCCCUGACUCCCCUCUUCAUAUGCCCGACAGAGGGAGCGAUGACGCACUGGCCGUACACAAUUGAACACAUUGCGAUCAAGGAUUGUCAGAUUUCAAGUUCAAUACAAAUUAAACGAUAAACAAUCACAGGUCAAUGAGCCUUGGUCAGACUAGUUUUAAGGUGAAAACUAGAGGCCUUCAUCAGCUCUGAGCGACAUCCAGAGCUUUCUUCAGGAUCGCCAUCUACUGGAGAGGCCUGGAUGUCGAACACACGAGUCCCACCGACGAACUUCAAGGUAGAUCUUAGUAUUGGGGUCAAAACCACGAAAGCUGACACCCAUAUUUUACCUUCCUUGCGGUCCCCCACACUCACCACCAGCUCUGGUGAGAUGCAGCAGUGAACGACACCAAUGCCUCGCACUGGACACACCCUCGUCUCUGUCUCAGAAACACUUGCCAGCCUUCACGGUGGGUUGGAGAUGCCCCAGAGACAGUAGAGAGGUUCUCGUAAUUUUGUGAUGAUACAGUCUUUUCCCCCGUAACUUGCAGCCUUUCCAUGCCGGUGGGUUUGAGGCACGUCCUCCUCCACAUUACGCAUAUACGUGGAACAGCAGCGUACUUUAAGGACCAACUGCUUAACCUACUUGCAAAAAUCAACACUUUUGGCCCACCAACCUGGUUUCUUACUGUGUCGGCAAAUGACUUAAACUGGCCAGAGCUGUUUAUGUCUCUCAAUCCUGAUCUGACAUAUGAGGAAGCUAAAGCUUUACCACAGCAAGACAAAUGGAACCUGAUGAGAUCAGACCCUGUCAUGUGUGCUAUACACUUCAACCGUCGCACUGAUGCACUACUGCGUUUCAUAUUGAACAGUCCACAACAUCCUAUUGGUGUAAUCACUGACCACUGGAUCCGAGUUGAGUUCCAGUUAAGGGGUUCACCUCAUUUACACUGUAUGUUCUGGGUUGAAAAUGCCCCAAACCUUGAUACCAUAGAAGGAAGGCAAAGAGCACCUGAAUUCAUUGACAAAUAUGUGUCCACACAGCUGCCUGAUGAUGAAAAAUCUCUCCUAUAUGAACUAGUAUCCAAAUACAAGCGACAUCAUCACACAAGCACAUGUCAGAAGAGACGAGUAAACUGUCGAUUUCACUUCCCUCGAGAAGUAUCAGAGACAACACGACUCAGGCUAGAUGUUGAUGCCAAUCGCAGCGCACAGUUCUAUGUUACAAAACGAACUCAACAAGACAUCUGGAUCAAUGCAUAUAACCCCACGUUGCUCUUACACAUGCAAUCAAACAUGGACAUACAAAUGGUUGGUUCAAAAUAUGGUGCUGCUUACUAUGCAUGCAUGUACAUCUCAAAAGCUGAGCCUGAAAAUCUUCAAACAGCUAUCUGUGCUGCUCUGUCACAUCUACCACCUAACAGUACGAAAAGAGCACGUUUAGCUCAGAUUGGUAACACUGUACUCAGCCAUCGCCUAGUUGGCGGGCAAGAAGUUGGCUACAGACUAGCAAACCUGCAACUCAUACGAUCUUCAAGGCAAACAGUGUCAAUUAAUACCAAACCACCACACAAAAGAAUGCGUCUGCUGAAACCCAAAGCUGAGCUUGACAAGCUCGAUGAUUCAUCAUCUGACAUGACACAAAGUUUUAUUUACUGAUUGAACGCAUAAUUCUCACAAUCUUGUGCAACUGCUUUCAUCACAACACUUUAGGAGAACUUUAACUUUGAUCAAUCAUCUCUCUUCGUUUGAUAAUUUUUCUCCUUAUGUUGCUGUUGGCUCAAUUUCCUCUUAUUACUACUAUUCGCAUAAUUCCAUUUCUUAUCUCAUACUACAGUGACAUUGUUGUCCAAUUAUCUGAAGUUCCUUAAGUUAUAAAUCUGCCAACGUAAACAGAGGGCAAUGUUGUUAUUGUCUCUCAAACUCAGUCGGUAUAUGGUCACAUGUGCGAUAUUUACCAGACGGAGGGCUGGGGUAGGCCAUUGAAAUUUUUUGGCUUGGGCAAUUUAGGGAGAGGACCAUUGAAACUUUUUUACAGGGAAUGUCCAUUGAAGAAAAUACCAUUGAAACUAAUGGCAAUUUUGUAAAUUUCUUUUGUAAAUACUAGUAGCUUGUUACUUGUCUCUUGUA